This is a messenger RNA of Scleropages formosus (Asian bonytongue), 4011 nucleotides long. It is a transcript of the gene grm4, whose product is annotated as glutamate receptor, metabotropic 4. The transcript is spliced from 11 exons. NCBI's taxonomy places the organism in Eukaryota, Metazoa, Chordata, Actinopteri, Osteoglossiformes, Osteoglossidae. The record is from RefSeq and is a predicted model, not a curated record. Gene Ontology annotation, cellular component: membrane. The coding region runs from base 508 to 3261 and encodes 917 amino acids. Gene Ontology annotation, biological process: G protein-coupled receptor signaling pathway. Gene Ontology annotation, molecular function: G protein-coupled receptor activity.
UCGCGGCGUCUCUCCGCUCGAGCUCCGCAUCACACUCUGAAAUCGAAGCUCGCGAGGUCGUUGAAGGGCUCCUUUCGUUGGCAUUGGGAGGACAUACCUGUGCAUCUGAGACCUGUGGCUGGCUGACGUGGAGUAGCCCCAUCUGUCACAGACAGGGCAAUUAAAAACCCCUGAUGAGGGUGGGUAGAGAAGAAUACGAAACAAAUCUAUCCCUAUGUUCUUCCUAAGGUCUCAGGAGGAGAGUCCCUGUGGACCAAGCUGCUGCUCACGUCAGACUGUACAGUAAUUGCCUCCAUCUACCAGGAGACCACAAGGAGACACUACAAGGAAAUACAAUACAGGAAGUACACCUGAUUAUUCUUAUUCAGAUGGUACCAGAGCCAGAAGAAAUGAGAGAAGUCUUUUAACAAAAACUUCACUUCAGACCACUUUUAACUUUACCUACGAGACAUUCUUUCCUUUUUACCGAAAGGGAUUUGUAGUAGGAUCGGAGUUUGGUCUGCCGCUAUGUCCCCGUCUGCGGGCUAUUUCAGGGAGCGGAUUGCCUGUUCCCGCGGUGGCCUGUGUCCGCUACUGGUCCUUGCCUGCUGCUUCUUGGCGGAACUGGCAGCCAAGCCUCGGGCACCGGGCCAUGUGCACCUCAACUCUAUCCGCAUCGAUGGGGACAUCUCCCUGGGUGGCCUUUUCCCGGUGCAUGCACGUGGAAAUGAUGGCAAGGCAUGCGGCGAGCUUAAGAAGGAGAAGGGCAUCCACCGUUUGGAAGCCAUGCUUUUUGCCCUGGACCGCAUCAACAAUGACCCCGAUCUGCUGCCUAACAUCACGCUGGGGGCACGCAUCCUCGACACAUGCUCGCGUGACACACAUGCUCUGGAGCAGUCACUCACCUUUGUGCAGGCACUCAUCGAGAAGGAUGGCUCUGAUGUUAAGUGCCUGGGAGGUGGGCCACCCAUCAUCACCAAGCCAGAGAGGGUGGUUGGUGUUAUUGGGGCCUCUGCCAGCUCUGUCUCCAUUAUGGUGGCCAACAUCUUGCGCCUCUUCAAGAUCCCACAGGUGAGCUAUGCGUCCACAGCACCGGAGCUGAGCGACAACACCCGCUAUGACUUUUUUUCUCGUGUGGUACCACCUGACACCUACCAGGCGCAAGCCAUGGUAGACAUUGUGAAAGCCAUGCGCUGGAAUUACGUCUCCACGGUAGCUUCCGAGGGCAACUACGGAGAGAGCGGUGUGGAUGCCUUCAUCCAGAAGUCCCGUGAGGAUGGAAGCGUGUGCAUCGCCCAGUCGGUGAAGAUCCCUAGGGAGCCUAAGGCCGGGGAGUUUGACAAGAUCAUUCGCCGCCUGAAGGAGAACCCCAACGCCCGGGUAGUGAUCAUCUUUGCCAAUGAGGAUGACAUCAGGCGGCUUCUGCAGGCGGGCAAGAAGGCCAACCAGACGGGCCAUUUCCUGUGGGUGGGGUCAGACAGCUGGGGAUCAAAAAUCUCUCCAGUGCUGCAUCAAGAAGAGAUGGCAGAGGGAGCCGUCACCAUUCUGCCCAAACGGAUGAAUGUCAAAGGGUUCGACCGCUACUUCAUCAGCCGCACACUGGACAACAACCGAAGGAACAUCUGGUUUGCGGAGUUCUGGGAAGACAACUUCCACUGCAAGCUCAGUCGACAUGCCCUCAAGAAAGGCUCCGGAAUCAAGAAAUGUACAAACCAUGAGCGGAUCGGGAAGGACUCUUCCUAUGAGCAAGAAGGAAAGGUGCAGUUUGUGAUUGAUGCUGUCUAUGCCAUGGCGCAUGCCCUGCAUAGCAUGCACAAGGAUCUCUGCCCAGGCAGAGUUGGCCUCUGCUCCAGGAUGGACCCCAUCAAUGGCACCGUGCUGCUCCACUACAUCCGCAACGUCAGCUUCUCAGGUAUUACUGGCAAUCCUGUGCUCUUCAAUGCCAAUGGGGAUGCCCCUGGUCGUUAUGAAAUCUAUCAGUACCAAAUCCGAAACAAAACUGCAGAGUACAAGAUCAUCGGCCACUGGGCAGAUCAGCUUUAUCUUGACAUCCAGGCCAUGAGGUGGCCUAGAGGAGCCCGCCAGGCCCCUGCUUCCAUCUGUAGCCAGCCAUGCCGGCCGGGUGAGCGCAAGAAGACGGUGAAGGGCAUCCCGUGCUGCUGGCACUGUGAGCGCUGCGAUGGUUACCAAUACCAGGCUGACACUUACACCUGCAAGAUGUGCCGCUUUGACCUGCGGCCCAAUGAGAACCACACAGGCUGCCAGCCCAUUCCCAUCGUCAAGCUGGAGUGGAGCUCACCAUGGGCCAUCGUGCCCGUUUUCAUUGCUGUCCUGGGUAUCAUGGCCACCCUGUUCGUGGUGGUCACCUUCGUCCGCUACAAUGACACACCCAUUGUUAAGGCCUCUGGAAGGGAGCUUAGCUAUGUGCUUCUGACAGGCAUCUUCUUGUGUUAUGCCACAACCUUCUUGAUGAUCUCUGAACCUAGUGUUGGUGUCUGCUCCCUGCGUCGUAUCUUUUUGGGCCUGGGAAUGAGCAUCAGCUACGCAGCCCUGCUCACCAAGACCAACCGCAUCUACCGAAUCUUCGAGCAGGGCAAACGAUCAGUGAGCGCACCACGUUUCAUCAGCCCCGCUUCUCAGCUAGUCAUCGCCUUUAGCCUCAUCUCUGUGCAGUUGCUGGGCGUGUGUAUCUGGUUUGGUGUGGACCCCUCACAGGCCAUCAUUGACUAUGAGGACCAGCGAACAGCUAACCCUGCCCUGGCUCGCGGUGUGCUCAAGUGUGACAUCUCAGACCUGUCACUCAUAUGCCUGCUAGGCUACAGCAUGCUGCUCAUGGUCACCUGCACCGUCUAUGCCAUCAAGACGCGCGGUGUGCCGGAGACCUUCAACGAGGCUAAGCCCAUUGGGUUCACCAUGUAUACUACCUGCAUCGUCUGGCUUGCGUUCAUCCCCAUCUUUUUUGGGACUUCACAAUCUACAGAAAAGAUGUACAUUCAGACGACUACGCUGACCAUCUCGGUGAGCCUCAGCGCCUCGGUCUCCCUGGGAAUGCUCUAUGUGCCCAAGGUAUACAUCGUGCUCUUCCGCCCAGAGCAGAAUGUGCCGAAGCGCAAGCGCAGCCUGAAGGCCGUGGUCACGGCUGCCACGAUGUCCAACAAGUUCACUCCGAAGGGUGGCCUGAGGCCCAACGGGGAAGCAAAGUCGGAGCUAUGCGAGAGCCUUGAGACACAAGCUCUGGCCUCCAAGCAAACGUACAUCAGCUACAGCAACCACGCAAUCUAAAAGGAGAACGAGGCCCUCAGACCCCUGAGCUUGGCCUUGUAACAGAGAGAGAACCAAACCGGACCCCCCAUACAGGCAGGCAGAGGGGAGCAGGACCAGACCUGAAGCCAGCCUGAAAACUAUAAAUACCAUUUCAGGACACUAAUUUUUUUUUGGGGGAGGGGACCAGGCAUGGCACAUAGUGACCGUACAGAAGGAGGAAGGUUUCCACUCAGGGGUGGGACACUACAGUAACAUCUCAACAACCUUCAGAGAUAAUGGCCCGUCAUGUUUUUUUGUUUUUUUUUUUUUUGCGGUGAGAGGGGAGGUGGUGGUGGUUAACAGGGGUGGAUGACUUUGGCAUUAUCCAGGUUUUCCUUCUGGAGUUUAUAGCACAGUUUCAAUUUGUGCUCCAAAAAGGGUAUUUUCAGAGAUGACUUCAACCUCUCAGAAGGAAUGAUGUGAGAAAUGCAUUUCUAAAUUGUGUCAUUUUUUUCCCCAUGUGAACAGUGACUACAGCUCCCUUUCCUUUGUUGAGAUGGCAACCAGGGCAGAAAGGAAAUGACGUAAUUCACCUGUGAUUUCACGAGACCCUGCAGCAUACCGAUUUUAAAUUUUGGUUUUUUAACACGCCUUUGCUAAAAUCAGAGGAACAUGUUUUGCUCAAAACUAACCAAAAACAAAGUAAUAAGUAUAUUGAUCCAUACACCAUGUGCAGCAGUUGCCGUGUUUUCAGGAAAAAAAAAUGCUGCUCAUUCGUCUGAAAAAAAA